Molecule: messenger RNA, 1959 nt
Organism: Dimorphilus gyrociliatus
Lineage: Eukaryota; Metazoa; Annelida; Polychaeta; Dinophilidae
Source: the annotation of a GenBank genome assembly
AUAGCAGACGAAUGUAUUUUUCGGUUCAGUAAUCCUUAUUAUCGCUAACUAUUUUCAAUAAAUGUUGGAGUUGUAGAAGAGAACUUUUGGACAGAAAUUAACAAGAAAAUUUCUUACAUUUUCUCAUAUAUAAAUAUAUAUAGACAUUUCUGCUUUGUCUGUAUUUUACUGUGCUUUUCAGUCUUUUUAAUAUUUCUCUCUCUCUCUCUCUCUCUCUCUCUCUCUCUCUCUCUGUCUCUGUCCGUCGCUCUUUAGGCAUUUGGUUAUUAUAUAUCUAAUUUUGUUCGCUCUCUCUGUCUCCCUCUCUCUCUAUCUGGCUCUCUGUUAUUCCAUGUUACUCUUUGGACUCGUAUUGUUAUUAUCUACUGUGUAUACAAUAACAACUAGGCCAAAAUUAUUGCCUGCAAGUCUAGCAGCAACGAUGGCCUAAGUCUAGCUUUGAAUCAACUAAUGUGUUGAUAAUUUCAUAUGAUUGAUUAAGUCUUUGUUAAUGAUAUUAGUGCUUAUGAAGUCUUCAUGAAUUAUCUGCUAACAUGCAAGUUAAGAAUGAGGACAACGCGAUCGACAUGUCUUCCUCUAUAGUACUUAAGCAGGGCUAUUUAAAUCAAAAGAAUGAGCGAACCGGAAGGUGGAAAACAAGAUGGACGAUACUCAAGGAGGAUUGCCUAGAAUAUUAUAGAAAAAGAUGCAAGCAUUUAUGCUCUAGAAUUAUAUUAAGCAAUUGUAGCGUUUCAAAUGUCAAUCAGAACGAGACGAAAAGGGAGAAUACUUUCAAAGUCAUCCUAUCAAAAAAGAAGAGAUCUGUAAUCUUCCAAGCGGCAUCUGAUUCGGAGAAGAAUUACUGGUUAAGCUUGAUUGGCGCUGCUAUCAGAGAAUUAACUAGGAGUUCCUUCGACGCCAACAAUUUAGUAGAUUUAGGUUAUAACUUGAGUGAAAUUUUAGUUUCAAUGGAAGAUCCAACAGCCGGAUUACAACUGAAAAACAGAAAUAAUAUCCGAUGCUUUAGCGGUAAGGAAGCAAUCGAUUGGCUACUCAAUUGGGAUUUUGCUCCUAGUCGUCAAAAAGGUUUUGAUAUCUGCCAACAAUUAACUUCCGGUGGCUACUUUCAACAAAUUGUGCCUCAGCAAAAAGCUAAGGACUUCCAGGAUAGAGACUUUGUAAUGUAUGCAUUUUCUGCCGUCUCCAGUAUAAGAAGAAUAUCGAUGAUUGCCUUACUGGAGAGUAGCACAGAACCUUCAGAUUCUACAAGUUCUGGUGAUGAAAGCGAGGACAAUCUAGACCGUAACAGGGAAAGCUUGUUAAUCGACAUAAUCAGGAUAAAGAGUAAUAGGAGAAGAAAUUGGAGAGUUAGGAAGGCUGUGUUGUUUCAAGAUCCUAAGGAAAUUCGUCUAUAUUCAUCGGGAAAAAGUUUACAAACCGAUUAUAAAAAACCACUGAAGGUCAUUAAUUUAGAGGAGAGCGAAGCUGUUUGUCUGGAAUACGUAAACGACGAAUCGAUUAGUUCAAAGCAAAAUCAUGUUGUUGUUAUUAAAAGGAAAGCGUUAAGACCCGUCUUAUUACAAUGUGACAAUGAUUAUAAAAGGGACAAUUGGAUAAAAUUAAUUAACUUGUAUCAAUAAUGCUCAAUUCAUAUUCUGAUUUUGCCUUUUCUUUAAAUUGCAAUCAAUUUUCCCUUUUAUCUUAAAAAGAUUAAUUUAUCUAUAAAGGAGAAAAAAGACUAUUAAAACUAUCUAACUGACUUAGCUUCCUGUAUGCAUACAAUUUUGUUUUAGCUCUACUCUUUUUGCCUUUUGGCUAUGCAUUUCCUUUUAAUUGAUUUCUGCUAAUUGCAUAUAUUUUUAUCAUAAUUUUUUUAAUAUCUUCAAACCUAUCUUAGAUUACUGAGCAUUUUUACUAUAUAAACAAACAUACAUUAGUAUCGAGUUAGUGCGAAUAAAUGAAAUUUUAUAUAUGAAUAAA